Trichechus manatus latirostris (Florida manatee) is the source of this 2091-nucleotide messenger RNA. It is a transcript of the gene ARSJ, whose product is annotated as arylsulfatase family member J. The record is from RefSeq and is a predicted model, not a curated record. The coding region runs from base 292 to 2091 and encodes 599 amino acids. The transcript has 2 exons. NCBI's taxonomy places the organism in Eukaryota, Metazoa, Chordata, Mammalia, Sirenia, Trichechidae.
CUGCUCUGAGGAAUGGGGGCGGUGGGAGGAGGAAGAGAGAGGACAGUGAAAUUUGAGGGAGAAUAGUGACUCUUCCCUACGUUCCCGAAGUCCCAUCUCUUGAACCAUCACUUCUAGAAGAGAAAAAUUAAAUUUGUUGGAUGUGGUGACAGCUGCGAGGAGCGCAAGACCUCUUUUCAGGUGAGGACCCUCCACAGCCUGUUCCGUCUACCCCUCCGAGUGCAUGUGUGCGCCGGCGGCGGCGGGGGGCGCGUGGUUUUGCGCGUGGAGCUUCCGCUGGGACCAGAGUGAAUGGCCGCCAGGGACUGUUCGGGGCUGCCGCCUCCGCCGCCUCCGCAGGCCUGGGUCUGGCCUGGAAAGAUGCUAGCCACGGGAGCGCUGGCAGGCUUCUGGGUCCUCAGUCUCCUCACCUAUGGUUACCUGUCCUGGGGCCAUGGCUUGGAGGAGGAGGAGGAAGGGGCCAUGCGAGGUCAAGCUGGAGAAAGACUGGAGCCGACCACAACCGCCACCUCCCAGCCCCAUCUCAUUUUCAUCCUAGCGGAUGAUCAGGGAUUUAGAGAUGUGGGUUACCACGGAUCUGAGAUAAAGACACCCACCCUUGACAAACUCGCUGCAGAAGGGGUUAAACUGGAGAACUACUAUGUCCAGCCUAUUUGCACACCAUCUAGGAGUCAGUUUAUUACUGGAAAGUAUCAGAUACACACGGGACUUCAACAUUCUAUCAUAAGACCUACCCAACCCAAUUGUUUACCUCUGGACAAUGCAACCCUACCUCAGAAGCUGAAGGAGGUUGGAUAUUCAACACACAUGGUUGGAAAAUGGCACUUGGGUUUUUACAGAAAAGAGUGCAUGCCCACCAAGAGAGGAUUUGAUACCUUUUUUGGUUCCCUCUUGGGAAGUGGCGAUUACUAUACGCAUUACAAAUGUGACAGUCCUGGGAUGUGUGGCUAUGAUUUGUAUGAAGAUGAUCAUGCUGCCUGGGACUAUGACAGUGGUGUAUACUCCACACAAAUGUACACUCAGAGAGUACAGCAAAUCUUAGCUUCCCAUAACCCCAGAAAACCUAUAUUUUUAUAUAUUGCCUACCAAGCUGUUCACUCACCACUGCAAGCCCCUGGCCGGUAUUUUGAGCACUACCGAUCCAUUAUCAACAUAAACAGGCGGAGGUAUGCUGCCAUGCUUGCCUGCUUAGAUGAAGCAAUCAACAACGUGACCCUGGCUCUGGAGACAUAUGGUUUCUAUAACAACAGCAUUAUUAUUUACUCUUCAGAUAAUGGUGGCCAGCCUACGGCAGGAGGAAGUAACUGGCCUCUCAGAGGUAGCAAAGGAACAUAUUGGGAAGGGGGGAUCCGGGCUGUUGGCUUUGUGCACAGCCCACUUCUGAAAAACAAGGGAACAGUGUGUAAGGAACUUGUGCACAUCACUGACUGGUAUCCCACUCUGAUUGCACUGGCUGAAGGACAGAUUGAUGAAGACAUUCAACUGGAUGGCUACGACAUCUGGGAGACCAUAAGUGAAGGCUUUCGUUCGCCCCGAGUGGAUAUUUUGCACAACAUUGACCCGAUAUACACCAAGGCGAAAAAUGGCUCGUUGGCAGCAGGCUAUGGGAUCUGGAACACCGCAAUCCAGUCAGCCAUCAGAGUGAAGCACUGGAAACUGCUGACGGGAAACCCUGGAUACAGUGACUGGGUUCCCCCUCAGUCUUUCAGCAACCUGGGACCGAAUCGGUGGCACAAUGAGCGGAUUACCUUGUCAACUGGCAAAAGUAUAUGGCUUUUCAACAUCACAGCUGACCCCUAUGAGAGAGUGGACCUAUCUAACAGGUAUCCUGGAAUUGUGAAGCAGCUGCUACGGAGGCUCUCUCAGUUCAACAAAACUGCAGUACCUGUCAGGUACCCCCCUAAAGACCCUAGAAGUAACCCUCGGCUCAAUGGAGGAGUCUGGGGACCCUGGUAUAAAGAGGAACACAAGAAAAAGAAGCCAAGCAAAAAGAAAGCUGAGAAAAAGCAGAAAAAAAGUAAGACAAAGAAGAAGAAACAACAGAAAGCGGGCUCGUUUCUAAAUUGUCAUUCAGGUACUACUCGUGGAUAA